Symbiodinium natans is the source of this 3300-nucleotide messenger RNA. NCBI's taxonomy places the organism in Eukaryota, Dinophyceae, Suessiales, Symbiodiniaceae. The record is from the annotation of a GenBank genome assembly.
AUGGCAUGGCGGCUUCUUCUCUGGCUGCCACUGCCAGUGCUGUCUCAGCCGCCUAUUGCGAAUGAACCAUGCUUCCAGCCGUCCCGACCUGCGUGCGAGCCCGUGCUGGAUCCGCAGGUCCUUUUGCAAAACAGCUCGGGACUGUGCCCAGAGAGGGUUUGGCCUCAGAACUACUGGAACUCCUACUGGAGCAACUACUCGGUGACGAAGCCCCCACACUGUCAGAUCCCAUUGGAGGUGCGGGUGGGCCUGACGAUGUCCUUGUCAGGUCCGCGGUCUGAUCCCGAGGCUGCCGCAACACUUCUGCAGAUGCUGGUGGACCAGAGCUACGUGCAUCAAGAUUACUGCAUCUCCUUCUGUGUCCUGGAUGACGAGAGCUCGCCGCAGCGCGCGGCGCAGCUCUACCGCUCCUUUGUUGGGGAGGCCGGUGCGGCACACAAGGUGGACAUACUCCUGGGCCCCGCCACUUACGACUUUCGCAGCACAGCCGCCCAAGUUGCCCAAGAGUUUCAGGAGCCUCUGCUGCUCUGGUCCACCAUGCCUGCGCUGGGCCGCACGGUGCUGUCCACAACAGACAUGACCACGGCUCAGGCUCUGGCUGAGGUGCGGGAGCUGCGAAAUCUCCGCCGUGCCGGCGGUUUGCCUGAAGUUGUGCCGCCCGAGUGUGGCGAGCUUUGCCAGGUGUUGCAAAGUUCGCCCUUCAGCGACGUGGACACUUGUGCACUGCUAACACCGCCGGCUGGGCGCGCGCUCCGGCCAUUGGCGAAGUUCCUAUCCUGCGACGGCCCUUGUGAUCCCACGGCCGACCUCGACUACUGCACCCGGGCGGCCUCCAAUCUGUCCGUGCAGGGCACCUGGGAGCCCUGGUGGGCAUUGCCGUAUGGCGGCUGGCUGGACGGGUGCCUUGUAGGAAGACAUUGGGCAACCGCCAACAGCGCGACGUCUGUGCGAUUGACGCUCCACUUCGAGGAGUCUCCGACAAUGACCCGCAUCUUUGCUGCUGGGAAUGGCACCCUUACUCAUGGAAAUUUCACCAUUGAGGGCAGAACGAUAUCGGAAGGCAUGUGGGAGAACCAACUCCUUGAUGGCAUGGAGCUGGUUUUCGAGUACCCUUCUGGGACUGAGAAUGACAUCCUCUGGUCCAUCUGUUUGGCCGAGACUUGUGCCAACUUCGUCUGCAAUGCGAGCUAUUUUACGAACCCGGCUGCCUAUUGCUGGGGCGCCACCUGCGAUCCCCAGGCGGAUCACGGCAGAUGCUGCACCCAACAGGAAGCAGACCUGACGACGUUCCUGGGUCAGGAUGUCUUCUCCACCACCUUUGACCUCAGCGUCCCUCCGAGCCUCUGGAUGCAGGACCUCCUGCCCAGGAUCUUCGAUGAUGACGCUCAGCAUUUCGUCUGCGUGGCGCAAAACGAUGCACGAGGGCUCUUCACGGACCUCUGCCGCUUCUACCUCGAUGACGCCUUGAGCCACGGCUUCCGCACGUUGGCCGCAGGCCCACUCACGCUCAGCGUCGACAAUGCCGUGGCGGACAUGCUCGCAAGGCUGCAGCACAUGCAUCCGUCCCCUCAAGUCGUGCUGCUUUGUGCCGACCUUUCCAUCUAUACCAGCUUCAUCAAUGCGAUGAUUACCAUGCAGGCUGCAUUCCACUGGGUCAUCAGCGCCUUUCCGUUUGACCGGGAACUGCUUUCCGUGGUGCCAGCCUACACGCUCUUCCACAACGUGCUGCAGAGCGCACCUUGGCCCACAAUGACCUACCUCAAGGAGCACGCACAGGAGAGAUCGGUGUGCGGGUCGAACCACGGCAAGGAGGAACUGCUGCAAGACGGCAUUUGGGUGCAGGAGCUUUAUCUGGCCUCUGCGGGACAGCUCCUUGAUUCCGUGAUUUGCUCCAGCUUCGAGAGAACCCGUGGUUUGUUCCACGUCGUGGAGCAGGAGGCCCCCACUGCGGAUUUGCCGCAAAUCGACAGCAAAGUGUUCUUCCUGUACUACCUGCGCUACGGCCCCGACCCGGACGGGCCAAAGGGAGGUUUCAUCACGUCGCUCGGCCAAGUCUCCUUCGGUGAGCGCGGCAGCCGGAUCCAAAUUGGGAGGGGGGAUGUGUCCUCCUGGAGGCACGAAACUCUCCCAGCUUUUGGGGCCUUGAGUGAGACCAUGUCGGCCCGGGAUUCGUGGCUGUAUAGCCAGGCCCGCUACAGCAUCAGUGCAGUUCGCUCGAUUGAGACGGUGCUCUCUCCACAGCUGUGGCCGUUGGGGCGAAAGGUCUUGGGCACAUAUCCCUGCCCUAUCGGAUGCCGGGCCACCAACGCAUACAGCUGCACGGCCUGUCCGCCUGGCUACUACCGACCGCUUGGUGAGACGGGAUGCGUACCGUGCACACAGCUGGCCAGCGACGUGUUUCAGGACUCGUGGGCUGGGGCGAUGUGCUUCAAGUGUCCGCUUGGUGCAUACUGCGACCCUAGCCGCCCGGCCCAGGAGCCUGUCGCUUUGCCGGGCUACUACCGCGUUGAAAACUCCAGCUACAUGGCGAGUUUCGGGAAGUGGUCGGUUGAAGCGGCAUGCAGCUCCAAUAGUGGCCUGGCAGAUCUCCAUGCAAAUGAGAUGUCCAGCUGGUUGGAGGCCAAGAAGAACCACCGGUGGCUGUUCCAGCGUUGCCUACCUGUGUCCGCAUGCCUGGGAAACAACCUCUGCUUCGAGACGAACCGCGGAGCGGGUUGUGCAUCCUGCAACUUGGCUGUUGAGGUCCGAAGCUCUAUGUUCAAUACCUUGCUCAGGAGCUACUUCGCCUACAGCAGUUGCCACAAGUGCCCAGCUACCUGGGGUCUGGUCCUGCAGUGCUUCAUCCCAGCCACUCGCCCUGCAGAUGAAAUGAAUCGCUUGAGCCUUGCAGCACCCAUCUUCGUGGCGCAGCGCGGCCAAAAGAUCCAAGAAGAUCUGCGUAGGAUGAUUCAAGGCCUGCAGAUGCACAGCGCAAUCAGCAAGAUCAUGAUCAACACCAGUGCCGCGCGAGAGGACUUGGGAAAUCUUGUGUACCUGGCAACCUGGACUGAGAUGCUGUUGCUUGGCAUUGUGAACUUCGAACAGCGGGUUUGGGGCAUGUGGACGGCACCUUGCCUUAUGUCGUGGAUGUUCUGCCGCUUGCCCAUCGCCACGGAGGUGCGCGUGCCCACAGGGGUGGGGUGGUGUGCGGGCAGGCAUGCAUUUGUGGGUGUGGGUGUGGGUAGCAUGGUUGUCCUGAUUUGGAGCAAUUCUGCGGAGCAAUGGUCGCUGUGCCGUGCAGCAUGCAACAUGACAAGGUAG